AUGGCAAUAAGACAUGAUUUUAAUAAAACAAUUAGAAGGAUAGCCCAGUUUUUUUAUUGGUUCCCAAAAUCACUGGGCAGCCCAAGAAGGAGACAUUUUAAACUUCUCUGGAAAACUUCUGAUUGUAAAUGCACAUGUGAUUCUCACUGCCGAGACUUAGUACACCUGGACUGUCAGCAAAAUGGAAAACUGAUGGAUUGCAGCUCUGCAUGUGACAAUUCAGUUGAUGCUGAUAAUGGAACGGUCGAUGUUCAGAAGGAGAGAGAAAUUCAUAAUUACCUCACCAAGGAAGCAAUCAAGGAAAAAGUCCAAAUAUACAAUUCAGAUGUUACUGACAAGCUAAAGAUGACUCUGAACUCAAGCGGAAUAUACACUGGCUUCAUCAAAGUUCAGAUGGAACUUUGCAGACCUAUCACUCUUCGGGCUUCUGUGAAUGUAGGGAAGCAUCUCAACAGCAAUGAGACAGCUUUUUAUUUGCCGAAGGGCUAUAUGAACACUCUUCAUAUCAGCAGUACUAACACAGUCCGUGAAGUUAUUGAGGCCUUGCUCAAAAAGUUUCUGUUGGCUGAUAAUCCUGCCAAGUUUGCACUUUAUAAACAAUGUCACAAGGAAGAUCAAGUUUAUAUGUGCAAGCUCUCAGAAACAGAACAUCCUCUCUAUUUGCGGUUGGUGGCUGGCCCAAGAACAGAUACGCUGAAUUUUGUUUUGCGUGAGCAUGAAACUGGAGAGGUUUUGUGGGAAGCCUUUAGCCUUCCUGAACUACAGAACUUCUUGCGUAUCCUGGACAAAGAAGAAGACGAGCAACUACAGACCUUAAAAAGACGCUAUGGAGUGUACAGAGAAAAACUUGAAGAAGCUCUUGGUGGAGUUUGGAUUCCAAGUUAAAAAGGGGCCAAAGAAUACUCAGGGAAAACAGUAUGUUACUUAAUUUUAAGUAACAUUCUAGACUCAGUACCCAAAGCAAAAUGACUUCAACAAAGACUAAUUUGUUACCAUAAAGUCAGUUCUGUAAAUUGAUAUGCAUGUAGGGGCAAAGAGAAAUUGCAAUAUUUGAAGGCUUCUGUUGUAUGCCAAAUCUUGGUUCCCCCCCCCCCUGCCCGUUAUGACUGUCAGACAGGUCUGUUUUCAGAGGCAGUAUGAAAUGAAGCUUUUCUCCUUUAAUGUUAAAACAAAGGGGGUGCAAAUUUUAAUAAUUUUAAUAUGCUACUCAGACUCAGUUUUGAAUGAGUAUACUGUUUGAUAGCAGGAUUGAUUUGCACUGCCUUCAAAUAUUUCUUUGUAAUUUUGCAAAUUAAAUUAUUUUUAUGCAUGGAAGAGAAAUGUGGUCCAAAUGCUGGGUUAAAGAUAUUCAAGCAAAUGGAACUAUAGAAGGUAGAAUGGAGGUUGGAAUGAAGGUAAGAGAUGGAGAAAAGAAAUGAGUGUUGAAAAAAAACUGAAAAGGGAUUGUUCUGCAAGUUGGUUAAUGCAAUGAAAAAUAAAGUUGAGGGAUUUUGCUGAUUAUUACUGAAAUUAAUAUAUUCAGUGCUAUUAUUGAAAGAGGGUUUAUUAAAUAUAAUAGAAAAUAAGCUGCAUGUGUUUGAUGUGAAGCACAUGGUCACAAACAUGUAUUUUGGGAUAUCCUCAAAUAUUGUUGAGAUUUUUAUAAAUCUAAAAUCAACAUUAAAGAGUUAAUUUGAAAUUCUUAUAAUUUAUUGAAUAUCCAAAUGUCCAUUUGAAUUAUUUUGAAUAUACAUUUACAUCUCUGAAAAAGAGAUAAAAUUUAUCUUCAUGGCAAUAUUUUAAAUAUGAAACAAACUUCAAUUUGAAGCAGACUGGUGUUUUUACAUAUACUCGUGGCACUGUGAACAACUUGAGCAAUCUGUGGUUUUAAUUUCUAUUCUGAAAAGUCAACUAAAAGUUGACUAGGGUUUUAAGUGCAAGAUAUUUGAGAGGGGGGAAAUUGUGCAUUUGAUUAGCAGUAUUUUUUCCCAAAAUAGUUUAUCUAAGGUAUGUAUAGUGAACAAAACCAAAGAAAUGGGUGUGCAAUAGAAACAUUUACAUAAAUCUACAGUAUAUCAAAGGUUAUUUUAGGUUGUAUAUUUGCAGGCAUCAACCAGAAUAUAUUGGCUUGGGAUAAAUUUAAUUUCCAUAAUUUAAAAGAAUCAUGUUGGCCAACCUUUUUUUAAAUAAAUUUUUUUGAAAAAAAUUGGGAAAUUUUUUUAAAAUAAAAAUAGGAAGCGGAAGGAGUAUUAGGUAUGUUCCCCACCUUGAGUUAUUUAUAAAAAUAAUAAAGUGGGAUAAAAAAAAUCUUUUAAAAAUAAUUAUUAUUUGGACAUCUACUUUGAAAGUUAUGAGGAAUAUCUUUAGUCAUGGUGACAUCUGGUGGAUAUUGUAGGCAACACCAAUAUAUUAUUAAAAAGUGCCUUCAUGUUAAUCUUUGGCUGCUUUUAUCAAAAUAAGGCAUUCUGACUUUCAAACUUACAGAGACAAUCUUUAUUACAAUAGAAUAUUAACUAAUGCUACUUUAAAAUUCAUGGUUAACAAAUAAUGACAUACCUUACUUUGUUUUCUGUUCACGCUUAAUUGUAGUACUUUGUAUUUGUCUUUUAUUUCAUUGGAGACAUAAUCAAAGUCACAUAGAAUAGUGGUGCUUGACUUCAACUAUAUUUUUUUUCCCUGAAGAUACUAAGUCAGAUCAGUGGAUCAGUUUGGAUAUUACUGAUCUCCUAAUAGAAGCAGUGACAUCUUAAUGCUGUUUUACUGUAUAUUUUAUCUUAAUGUGUGCACAAUAUGCAUCCUGGGUUCCACUAUAGUUUCUACCUGGUUGGUAUAACUUGCACACAAAUGACCAAUAUGCAAACAUUGCUUCUACAUAAAGCAUCACCAAAGAAGAGGGCAUUUUCACUAGAACAGAGUAAACACUUUCUAAGCUAAAACAAGAAGGAAUGCAGGGGAGAUUGUUUCAGUUCCCCAUUCAGUGUUCUGUUCUUGCCACUGAAUAUUUGUUCACUCUCCCCGUGUUCAAGAUAUAAUUCCUUUUCCUUCCUUUUCUGGGCAGAAAUCUAGCUUCCUUGUUUACUCUUUUAGCAUAAAUCCAAAGCCACAUCAGAAUGCAGGUAAGAGCAAUAUUUCCUACCAUGUUCUUUUGUGGCCUGAAUAGAUGCUAUCAGGAUGAAGAUAGGAAGAAAGCAGUGUUGCUUGUCUGAAAGGGAACAAACUGUGAAAGUAAUAUUGCCCAUUAUGUUAGAACUUUAGAAAAGUGAACAUCACAGUAGUAAAGGAAGUCUUGCUUUUUUAUGCACGUACAUAGACAUCCUUGCCAAAAUAGACAACAUGAUUUGGGAAAGGGGGCAUUUUUUCCUUUUUGACUUUUUCCUCAGCCUGCUUAUUGGAGCAGUUAAACUGUAAACCAGUGGUAAGAGUCAUUUAACUGUAUUAAGGUAAAGCAUUUAAUGUUUGGAUUUUUAAACAUAUGUUGCUAAGUUUGAAAUACUGUUUUUGAGUAUUGAAUGGCAAUUUACCAAUAUGUGAAUUAUAAUUUUAACUUGAACUUUGUGCUUUCUUACUCUUUUUCAAUGUGUUUUAUGCACUACAGGUUUGAGUAAGAAAAUCAGUUUGUAUUAAUCCAGACGUUCUUUUACUUGAGUUACUGCAAUUUUUAAUUAUAAAGAGACUCAAUGUUUGAUUAUUUUUAAUGUAGGAUUCAAUUUUAUUUUAGUGUAACAUUCUUAAUCUUCAAAGAAAGAUGUUACAGAUGUUAUGUUUUGAUUAUUUGAUAAUGAAGAAUAGGUUGGAGGGGAAGAUGGAAAACACUAAAAUUGUUAUUUUUUGAGAAACUGUAUUAUUUAUUAUUUUGAAGGUUUUUUUUAUAGGGAACCUUAAUUCCCUUCGAUGUAACCAAAAUACUGUAGCAAGUUUUCCAUAAUUAAAGCUGGAGUUGGCACUGUA
Messenger RNA from Candoia aspera, 3927 nucleotides. It is a transcript of the gene RASSF3, whose product is annotated as Ras association domain family member 3. The transcript is spliced from 7 exons. The record is from RefSeq and is a predicted model, not a curated record. Bases 1 to 885 code for a protein of 294 amino acids. Gene Ontology annotation, biological process: signal transduction. NCBI's taxonomy places the organism in Eukaryota, Metazoa, Chordata, Lepidosauria, Squamata, Candoiidae. Gene Ontology annotation, cellular component: cytoplasm.